AUGGAAACCGGCAGCCCCAGAAAGAUCCAAUUCACUGUCCCUCUACUGGACACCCACCUGGACCCAGAGGCAGCUGAACAGAUUCGGAGACGUCGACCAACACCUGCAACUUUAGUGGCAUCCAGCGAUCAGUCAUCACCAGAAAUAGACGAAGACCGUCUCCCUAACCAGCUGUACAAGGCUGCUUUGUUAAACUCUCCUCGACAACGAAGAAAAGGACAAAAGGGAACGCCUACCAUGAAAGAGCUGCAGUUUCUAGUGGAGCAUCACCUGUACAGACAGCAGCAAGGGGGCACUGACGAGUGCUCCUCCGAGAGCUGCCUGUCGGACCGGCCCAGCCCCGAAACGGCCGUCCCAGGAGAGGAGCUCCCAAUGGAUGACGAGGCCACCGCCGAGGCCUUUGAAAAGCUGCGCUGUCAAAUGGAGGCGUUCUCCAGGGAAAGUCUGUCAGAAGCGGCUGUCGGCGGGUCGCAGCGACCCCUCUCGAAGGAGGAAGACGAUCGCUCCGGGGUGGCUUUGUCAGAUUCGUCAUUGCAGCACAACAACGUGCAUGAAGACACAAAAGCGGCGGCGUUCAGCAGCAGUCAGCCAGCCGACGACAAAACAAAAAACGUCGGCCCGGGGACGGAAAAUAAAUAUUGA
Molecule: messenger RNA, 642 nt
Organism: Nerophis lumbriciformis (worm pipefish)
Lineage: Eukaryota; Metazoa; Chordata; Actinopteri; Syngnathiformes; Syngnathidae
Source: RefSeq, a predicted model, not a curated record